CGCAGAACUUUGACGAGAUUGUAAAAAAUCUUGGGCCAAAAACUACAUAUGAAGUUUCCAUAUUUGCCUCAGAUACAUGGAAAAAGGCAAAAAACAAAAGUGAUAUAGACACAGACAUUAAGAAGUCUUCAAAGUUUCCUAGGCCUGUUAGGCACAAUGUAAAGAACUCUGAAAAGGAUCAAUGGAGAGAGGAUAGCGAUACAGAUGAUGAAGGACUGAUGGUGGAUGGAAUUCUGACUUCUGCAUCUAAACCAUCUUAUGAACUUCCAUCUCAAGAGGAGCUCAUUCGACAAGCUUUUGCUGGGGAUGAUAUAGAAGAUGAUUUUGAAAAGGAUAAGCAGGAAAUCCUCAAUGAAGAAAAUCCUCUAUUACUUCCUGGUUGGGGCCAAUGGACUGAUAUACAACAAAAGAAAGGUUUACCUUCCUGGAUGGUCAAAGAACAUGAAAAUGCCCGGAGAAAAAGGGAAGAAGCUCUCAAAAAGAGAAAGGAUGCGCAGUUAAAAAAUGUGAUCAUCUCUGAGAAAUCAAGCAAGAAGGCUGAGAAACUCCAAACAAGAACGGUGCCUUAUCCUUAUACUUCCAAAGAUGUCUUUCAUCAGAGUAUGCGCAUGCCCAUUGGACCUGAAUCUAACCCGGCGACCUCAUUUGGACCUCUUACUCGACCUGAAGUGGUGAAGAAACCAGGUGUUAUUAUAAAACCGAUAGAAUUUGAGGAAGUGAACCCUUACGAUAAACCAGGGCAACAGAGCGUUAAGAACAAGAAGUUGAAUAGAAUCUAAGGCAGUGAUAGCAAGGACAUAAACAAGUUGAUAGUCAAGGGAAAAAAAGUAAGUGGGACAGUGAAUUUUGAUUCGAAUCCAGUUCAGUGUAUUGUUUGGAAAGAUGCACUUUGGAGAUGGAAAGAAAAAAGAGAAAGGAAAACUGAUUUUGGUAGACGGAGAAUAGCUUCCCUUUUGUAUUAGUAUUCAAAGUAUCGCAGCUUAAAUUGUUGACUUAUUUAUAACAAACAUGUUAUUUUAUUUCCCAAUUUGUUUGUUCUUUAGCUGUUAAGGUGGUUAAAAAUAAUCUCUUAUCUGCCAGAUUUCUUAUAUUGAAGUUAUGUAUCAGAUAAAACAGGUGGAUUCUAAGGUGAGGGAGCAAUUAAGUCCCUCACCGGUGCACCA
This is a messenger RNA of Medicago truncatula (barrel medic), 1163 nucleotides long. RefSeq names its product U3 small nucleolar RNA-associated protein 14 homolog A. The transcript has 5 exons. Gene Ontology annotation, biological process: rRNA processing. Gene Ontology annotation, cellular component: small-subunit processome; nucleolus. The record is from RefSeq and is a predicted model, not a curated record. Bases 219 to 779 code for a protein of 186 amino acids. Lineage: Eukaryota; Viridiplantae; Streptophyta; Magnoliopsida; Fabales; Fabaceae.